UUUAAUCCUUUGAAGAAAUCAAUUCUAAAGAUCCUCUAAUAAUUAAUUAAUAUUAAUAUAAUAUGCAUAAGCAAAGCUCAUUACAACACUACAUGGAAAAAUUCUACUAAGAAGAUGGAUUCAUGAAAAAUAUCUACUUUUUAAACUUUUAUUAGGGUACCAAAAAAUGGUGACUAAUACAGAGAGAUUAAGGGCAUUUUUCAAUAACAGAUGGCUUGUAUUUGUGGCUUCAAUGUGGGUACAAUCAGUAGCAGGAGUUGGGUAUUUAUUUGGAAGCAUAUCCCCAAUAAUUAAGGGUACUAUGGGAUAUAAUCAGAAGCAAAUUUCUUAUUUGGGUGUGGUUAAAAACUUGGGAGAUUGUAUUGGAUUUGCUGCUGGUGCUUUGUCUGAGAUUUUGCCAUUUUGGGGUGUUUUAUUAGUUGGGGUUUUGCAGAAUUUUUUUGGGUAUGGAUUUUUAUGGCUCAUUAUCUCCAAUAAAUGGACUAGUUUACCUUUAUGGGUGCUUUGCAUUGCAAUAUUUGUAGGAAACAAUGGUGAAACUUAUUAUAACACAGCUGCCUUAGUCUCAUGUGUGCUGAACUUUCCUGAUAAUCGUGGCUCGAUUGUUGGGAUUUUGAAAGGAUUUUCUGGGUUAAGCGGAGCAAUUUUAAGCCAAACGUAUCACAUCUUUAGUGCUACCAAUCGCGCUUCACUCAUCUUAACAAUAGCAGUUUGUCCCUCAAUUGUUGUUCUUACCCUAAUGUUUGCUAUUAGAUUUGUCGAUGAAAAUCGACAAAAGAGGCCUUCUGAUAAGUUAAGCUUCUCUUUUGUCUAUGGAAUUUGCCUUAUUUUGGCUGCUUAUUUGAUGGGUUCAUUACUUCUUGAAGACCAUAUGAUCCCAUCUUUGAGCAUAUUGUGCUCUAUAAUCUUGCUCAUAAUCUUGCUUCUCCCAUUGAUUGUGCCUAUUACGUUGACGUUUUCUUCACAAGUGCACGAUCCUAUCGAAGAAACCUUGAUACCCGAAUCAAGAAAAUAUACAUAUGAAGAAACCGAACCCAUCAUGAGUGAUGAAGAGAGGAGGAAAAGAGUUCCAAAACUAGGAGAAAAUCACACCUUUAAGGAAACAUUAUUGACAACAGAGUUUUGGCUUAUGUUUGUUUCUCUUAUCUUGGGUUCUGGUUGUGGUAUUACCAUUAUUGAUAAUAUGGGCCAAAUAUGUGAAUCUCUCGGGUAUUCCAACACUCGAAUCUUUGUCUCGAUCAUUAGCAUCUGCAACUUUCUUGGUCGCGUUGUUGGUGGAUACUUCUCUGAGCUAGUGGUUAGACACUACGCGUAUCCUAGGCUUGUGGCAUUGGCCAUUGUACAAUUCAUCCUAGGAAUCGGGCUACUAUACUACACGAUGGGAUGGCCUGCAUCGAUUUAUACAUUAACAGUGCUAACUUCUCUUGGUUAUGGAGCACAUUGGGCGAUUUUACCAGCAGCAGUUUCGGAGAUGUUUGGGUUGAAAAGCUUUGGUGCUUUGUAUAAUCUCGUUACACUUGCAACGCCUAUUGGUUCUUUCGUUUUCUCGAGUGGAUUGGCAAGUCGAAUAUACGACUACAAUGCCGAGGAACAAGCUAAAAUGCAACUUAGAAAUGAAGAAGAUUCGCUCACUUGUAUGGGCAGUGUAUGUUAUUCUCAAACAUGUGCUAUUUUGUGUUUGGUUAUUUGUGUAGCUAUUGUACUAAGUCUGAUUGUUGUUAGGCGCACUAGGUGCAUUUAUAAACAUCUUUAUGAGAAAUUAUGAAGUUAAUUGAUGUAAACAAUAUGUUUGAGUGAUUAUAUUAUCUACUAUACUAUUGUACAUUAGUUGAAAUUAGUAAUACUUUGAAGUGUUUCAACAACUU
Messenger RNA from Amaranthus tricolor (Joseph's coat), 1865 nucleotides. Its product is annotated as protein NUCLEAR FUSION DEFECTIVE 4-like. Gene Ontology annotation, cellular component: membrane. The transcript has 3 exons. The record is from RefSeq and is a predicted model, not a curated record. Bases 167 to 1765 code for a protein of 532 amino acids. NCBI's taxonomy places the organism in Eukaryota, Viridiplantae, Streptophyta, Magnoliopsida, Caryophyllales, Amaranthaceae.